This is a messenger RNA of Eimeria tenella, 507 nucleotides long. RefSeq lists its product as uncharacterized. The transcript is spliced from 2 exons. The record is from RefSeq and is a predicted model, not a curated record. The annotation marks the transcript as partial. Lineage: Eukaryota; Apicomplexa; Conoidasida; Eucoccidiorida; Eimeriidae.
GGCCUCGCGAAGCUGCAGCAGCGCCAUUUGCUGGCAGCAGUUUGGUUGCAGCAGCAGCCAGCCCUUGAGCAGCAGUUUGCUGCUGCUGCUGCUCGCCUGCGGGAUGCAGCUGCAGCCAACAGCAGCAGCAGCAGCAGCAGCAGCAGAGAGGCACUGCAGCAAGAAGCAGCAGCCCUAGCUGCAGACGCAGCAGCGGCUCUCUCCGCCUUCGCUAUAAUGCUGGGCGUUUUCCCAUUCAGCUUUUUUGCCGCAGCAGCUGCAGCAGCAGCAGUAGGGCAGCCAGCAGCAGCAACAGCAGCAUCAGCAGCUGCAGCACCCGCAGCAACUGCAGCAGCAGCAGCACUGCAGCAGGAGUCACGGCGCUUGUCUGCUGCUGUUUGCGCCCUUGCUGCUGCUGCGCUGCUGUGCUUGCUGCUGCUGCAGCAGCAGCAAGCACAGCAGCAACUGCAGGAGCAGCAGCAGCACGAAGACAUACUGCUGCUACAGCAAGAGCAGCAGCAGACAUAG